Ylistrum balloti is the source of this 1332-nucleotide messenger RNA. RefSeq lists its product as uncharacterized. The transcript has 5 exons. The record is from RefSeq and is a predicted model, not a curated record. Gene Ontology annotation, molecular function: oxidoreductase activity, acting on metal ions. Bases 1 to 1332 code for a protein of 443 amino acids. NCBI's taxonomy places the organism in Eukaryota, Metazoa, Mollusca, Bivalvia, Pectinida, Pectinidae.
AUGUUACAAUCUAAAGGGAACCUUUUCUUUUCGGCGAUUUUAGUGUUGGGUAUGGUGUGUGAUAUAUUUACCUACCCGGACGGUGCUCCAGAGAGAGCUUGCUACAGGAUGAUUCCAAGACAUACCCAUCCAUUCACAGGAAGAGCCAUCAGGGCACAACCCUCUACUGUUAAACCUCCAUAUAAUAUUACCCUAAGUCGGAACCUGUGGAACCCAGAUGUUCCUAUUACCGUGACAAUUCAUGGCGGUGCCCCAUUUAAAGGAUUUAUGUUAAUGGCGGCCGAAGAUUCACUGAUGGACAUGCCGACGGGAAAGUUUUUUGCUAAUGGAGCAACGGAUGUAAAGACAAUGUUUUGUUCGUUUCCUGGCGACGCUGCCACACAUACAGAUAGCAAAUGGAAGUCUCACAUAACUGUGGACUGGUACGCACCUGCAUUUACCUCAGCUGAUCAUAUGCAGUUCAUAGCCACCGUUGUUACUAACAGAAGUACUGUCUGGACCAACAUAAAGUCGGUGUUCCUCCAGGCUGAUCCAGCCGUCAGUGAAAGACCAGAGUUUGGAGAAGCGGCAGAAGGUGGUGCGAUGGCGGGAGGCUUUGGCGGUGCUGGCGGUACAGGGCUGGACCAAUGGGGGUACCCAAUCUCCACGACCCCGGGGUACGGAGCGUGGGGAAGUUCCAUGGGAGGAUUCGGAGGGGGAGUAACCAGUGGAUAUACCACCGUGUCACCAGAUACUCCAUCUAGGUCUGAGGCAGCAGCGUCCAGACGUGAGCAGAUGUCUUCUGGUCGAAGUCGUUCUAACGGGCGUAGCAGAUCUGAAACCACUACACAGACGCCAGAACAUGGCGGGCGGUGGGGAGAGGGUAGAAGCAGGAACAGUGGUUGGGGAGAAAUGAGAGGAACGAGAGGUAGGGAAGGAGCUAGAGGAUCAGGCAGUGGAGGAAGAGGUGGAUCAGCAGGAGGAUGGGGAGAAGGACAGCGUGGUGGAGGUGGAGGUGGAGGAAGAAGAGGAGGUAGAGGAGGAGGUAGAGGAGAAGGAAGAGGAGAAGGACGAGGAGCAGGAAGAGGAGAAGGACGAGGAGGAGGAAGAGGAGGAGGAAGAGGAGGAGACUGGGGAAUGGGAGGCGGCUGGGGCGCUGAUGCAGGAUGGGGAGCUGGAGGCGGAGCUGGCGGUUUUGGAGGAGGAGAAGGCGCUAUGACCAGACGAUUCCAACAGAUGUUUAUGCAGUGGUUGAUGGGCGGAGGACAAAAUAGCGGUGGCACCGGAAGUGGUGGUGGUGGUGGAAAUGCAGGCGGAAUGAACGGAUUCAGCAAUAUGUUUUGGAAAAAAUAA